Molecule: messenger RNA, 2455 nt
Organism: Gigantopelta aegis
Lineage: Eukaryota; Metazoa; Mollusca; Gastropoda; Neomphalida; Peltospiridae
Product: mitochondrial folate transporter/carrier-like
Exons: 7
Coding region: 128-1072 (314 amino acids)
Biological process (GO): folate import into mitochondrion; nucleotide transport
Cellular component (GO): mitochondrion
Molecular function (GO): folic acid transmembrane transporter activity; FAD transmembrane transporter activity
Source: RefSeq, a predicted model, not a curated record
UGCUCGUAGGUUACGGGUACAGUUGAGUUUUUCUGUCAGAAAUGACUGAAGUCAGGAACAUUUUAGCAAAUAGACCUAUGUUUGGCUUAGUAAGCUGACGACAACAUAACACCGUAGAAUAUAAAUAAUGGAAAGUUCUACCAUGAAAAAGAAACCGAUUGUUUCGGUGAAGGACGGACUUUUGCGUUCUAUAAAAUGGGAACAUCUUGUCGCAGGUGUCAGUGGAGGGGUUGUUUCCACUCUUAUUCUCCACCCUUUGGAUUUAGUGAAAAUAAGAUUUCAAGUGAAUGAAGGAAUUGGUAUCACCAAACGACCUCAGUAUAAAGGACUUGUCCAUGCCUUGACGAGCAUUGCCCGGAGUGAUGGCUUCAUAGGCCUCUACCAGGGGGUCACUCCCAACGUGUGGGGAGCAGGAAUCUCCUGGGGCCUCUACUUUUUCCUGUACAGCUCGAUAAAAAGCUGGAUGCAAGACAGUGACUCUAAGAAGAACUUGGGUCCCAUGAUGCACCUCGCAGUGGCUGCGGAAGCAGGUUUUGCUACUCUUGUUUUGACGAAUCCAAUAUGGGUGACAAAAACCCGUCUGUGUCUCCAGUACAAGAACUCAACAGGACAGUCUCCGGGGGUGAUGUAUCGCGGCAUGGCCGAUGCUCUACUCAAGAUUUACAAGUAUGAGGGCAUCCAGGGUCUCUACAAGGGGUUUGUGCCAGGGGUGUUUGGAAUUUCCCAUGGUGCUCUGCAGUUCAUGGCGUAUGAAGAGAUGAAGACAGUGUACAAUGAAUCCUUGAAUCAACCACUCGAUUCUAAACUGAGUUCCUUGGAAUACAUCACAUUUGCUGCCCUGUCUAAAAUGUUUGCUGCCGGCACCACCUAUCCUUACCAAGUAGUCCGAUCCCGCCUUCAGGAUCAGCAUCGCAAGUACAACGGAGUUAUCGAUGUCGUCAGACAGAUCUGGAAAUAUGAAAGAGCAAUGGGUUUCUACAAAGGACUGAUACCUAAUUUACUCCGAGUCACCCCGGCCUGUGCCAUCACAUUCCUGGUGUAUGAGAAAAUGGUCACACUACUUAAACAAUAAAACUACUGCAGGCAUGGAUCUAGAGGGAGGUCAAGGGGGUCUGGACCCCCUGCUCAGGACAACACAUUUGUUUUUAACUUAUUUUAAUGAAUGAAUGUGCACUUUUAAAUAUUUUUCAUUUAAUUAAUAUGAACCCUCCACAUCCCCACCCCCCCCCCACCCCACCCCCCACACCCCUGCAAAAACGUAUGGAUCCGUGCCUGUACUGUGAUUAUAAUCUGUGGUAAAGAUGACUUUGAGAAGUUUCUUCAUGUAGUACAGAAAGCUUUCUUGUAGGUUUGUGAAAACAGUGUGGAGAUUCACAGUGGUUUGAUUUAUAGUCUCAGGAAAUGGUACAUAAAAAGAUUGUUCUUGAAUUCAUGAAGACAGCAGAGAUAAACCAAGUGGAUUUGUCAACUUUUACAGAGCUAGCAUGUUCUUCUUUGAAUGCUAAAAAAGUGACUCCGCAGGGCUGUAGCUAGGAUUUCUUCUUUUUUUUUGGGGGGUGGGGGGGGGUGCGGAGGAGGAGGAGAUGGAUUCUGUGCAUACCUAAAACUCCACAAAUGGUGAAGAAGUAGAUUUUUUAAAAAGUUUAUAUUGUUUUUACCGGAAUACCUUGCCCCCUGCUAGUUACGGCCCUGCUCCAGUAGCUGGGACAGAUUCUGUUUUGUGUCACUGAUUCUCCAUGGAGCAGAAUCAUUUCCUUCAGGAGUUCUGCAGACCAGACUGCUUUCCUCUAGUCUUAGAACAUGUAGGUGGAUCAGUGUUGCAGGAAAUAAUCCAGUCAUGUUCCAGUGCCUUCCACUUGGAAUUUCGUAUACUUGUGUUAACUGAGACUACUGUGGCCUGGGUCUGUGUUCAUGAAAUUUCAGUUUGGACUUCGAAUCUUUAAUGACAUCAUGUAUAUGCAAGUUGUAUGGCAUUGUUAUGAUGUUAAUGCCUCAACAUGUUAUAAGAAACUUGAGUCCAGACUUUAAAAAAAAGUGUUCUAAGCACAGGGCAGUUCAUCAUAACCCGAGCUCUAUAACUCUAAGCAAAUUUUAAGAUCUACAAUACAUGUAUGUCUAUAUAAGUGAUCUGUAAGGAUUUAUUCAAGAAACUCGAAGCAUACAUUUGUAGGAGCAUGAUAGUAAGACCCCAGAUAUUUACCAAAGUUAAAGGUGCUUUGUCAAAGUUGCAAUAAUAGCUGUUCCUGCCCAAAACAAAGUUUAUACCUUCAAGUAUAUGCCUAUAAAAAAUUAUAAUCAAAUAAUUCCAUUUACUAGUAGAAUUUGUUUGGGUUUUUUUAAAUAGAGAAUUCUUGAGUGUGUCACACGCAUUAACUAGUGAUGUCACAGUUUUAUGUGUACACAUUCAACACACUACAUUUACUCAGAAUUCUUUGCAGCCAGCUGACAAAAGAAA